Molecule: messenger RNA, 1649 nt
Organism: Argentina anserina (silverweed cinquefoil)
Lineage: Eukaryota; Viridiplantae; Streptophyta; Magnoliopsida; Rosales; Rosaceae
Product: protein IQ-DOMAIN 17-like
Exons: 6
Coding region: 78-1559 (493 amino acids)
Molecular function (GO): protein binding
Source: RefSeq, a predicted model, not a curated record
CGGCCUCUAUAAUGUCUCAGGUUUUGCAUCCAUAAGCUUCAUUCCCCUGGUGCCGAAAAUUGUACUCAAUCACUUCGAUGGGAAAGAAGAGUCGUAGUACUUCAUGGUUCAGUAUGGUCAGAAAGGCCUUCCGGUCUCCGUCUAAAGAUCACGACCAAAAGAGUGAUAGAAGAAGAGAAGACCGUGAACCGGAAGAGGAAGAAAAGAAGAGAGAGAAGAGAAGAUGGCUAUUUCGAAAGCCUACUUCACAUGCUCAAGAAUGUGAAUCAACGAAGACAGAAACAACCAUAUAUGUGACUCCUGUUUUGGCUGCUGACAAAAAACAUGCAAUGGCUGUGGCCGCAGCCACUGCAGCUGCAGCCGAAGCUGCUGUUGCUACUGCUCAAGCGGCUGUAGAAAUUGUUCGGCUCACUAGGCCGAACAGUUUUGUCAAAGAGCACUAUGCUGCUACACUCAUUCAAAUAGCUUUCAGAGGUUACUUAGCGAGGAGAGCUCUGCGUGCACUUAAGGGGCUUGUAAAGCUUCAAGCUUUAGUGAGAGGUCACAAUGUUAGGAAGCAAGCAAAGCUAACACUAAAAUGCAUGCAAGCUCUGGUUCGAGUUCAAGACCAGGUUCGGAAUGAAAGAGCCAGGCUUUCGCAUGAAGGAGGCAGAAACUCCAUGUUUUCCGAAACAGACAUGAGCUUAUGGGACUCCAGAUAUCUUCAAGACAUUCGUGACAGAAAGUCGACAUCCAGAGAGAAAGUGAGUGAUGCAGUUGAUCAAUUAUUGUUGCAAAGCCGAAAGGAAGCUUUUUUAAAACGUGAAAAAGCACUAGCUUAUGCGUUUUCUCACCAGAUAUGGAGGCCUAGAAGACACCCAUCUAUAGGGGACGAAGCAGAGCUUGAAGAGAGAACCAAAUGGCUUGAUCGGUGGAUGGCUACAAAGAAUUGGGAAAAUUGCAGAGCUUCAACGGACAAAAGGGACUCUAUAAAAACAGUUGAAAUGGACACUUCUAGGCCUUACAUUUCAUUCCAACACCAGAAACAGCCAAACCCAAAUGCUGCUGCAAUGGCUUCACCUUUGCACAAGUCACACUACAGUAACAUGAACAUCUCUCUAGGCUACUCUCCUGCAACACCCUCUCCUUUGAAACCCAGACCGCUAAAAGUGCGUUCAGCAAGUCCUAGAUGCUCUUCAGCAGCACAUACCCCAAAUUUAGGGUCUGCUUAUUGUUUCAGAGGUGGUAUGUGUAGAUAUGGGGUCGGUUCAACUGGGAUUACUAAUAAUGUCAUUGGUUCAGUGCCUAAUUACAUGGCUGCAACCGAGUCCGCAAAGGCUAAGGCUCGAUCUCUAAGUGCACCGCGGUCCAGGCCAUCAACACCGGAUAGAGACCGGUGUGGUUCGGCCAAGAAACGCCUUUCAUACCCGGUCCCUGAGUCCCAUAACUUGAGAAGUCCUAGCUUCAAGAGUGUGCAAAAUGGUCACUAUGGAAGGGAGAACCUGUCUACUUACACUGAUAGCCUAGGGGGAGAAAUUUCGCCAUGUUCAACUACUGACUUAAGGUGGUUACAACAAUGAGGGAAAAAAAUGAUGAUCAGUGUGAAUCUAGUUCUCAAUUCUCAGUACUUUUUUUACCCGACUUUUCACUUCUUAGUAGACUCCAUGCAA